This is a messenger RNA of Histoplasma capsulatum G186AR, 2610 nucleotides long. Its product is annotated as arginine N-methyltransferase Skb1. NCBI's taxonomy places the organism in Eukaryota, Fungi, Ascomycota, Eurotiomycetes, Onygenales, Ajellomycetaceae. Gene Ontology annotation, cellular component: nucleus; cytosol. The coding region runs from base 1 to 2610 and encodes 869 amino acids. The transcript has 5 exons. The record is from RefSeq and is a predicted model, not a curated record. Gene Ontology annotation, biological process: peptidyl-arginine N-methylation; regulation of DNA-templated transcription.
AUGGAGUCACAAGAUGAUUUGACCCCAACCUUUUGUAUUGGACAACAUGAAACUCGGCGCACUGUGCCAGUAUCGCCUCAACUAGUCCAGUUGGCGCAAGAGGGUAAUUAUGAUCUACUCACAACCCCCAUCACGACUCCUCUUUUCCAUUCCCGCGUCCUUACGCUGCUUUCUACCCACCUAUCUGACUCGCGCCCACCUGCUCUCGACGCGACUUUAACUUUGGGAACGUCACAUAAUACUAGUCCUGUGACGGUCCCGCCACUUUCACCUGAAGAUACUUUCUUGACGCCAAAUGAGUCCACAAGCCAGCUGGUUGGUGUCACUAGUCCUUGGAUAGAUCUUUGUUCUCCAGAUCCUUUGAUAGCAGACAUAUCUCGCCAAGUAUUGAACCUGGAGAUCGCCUACACUGCGUUUUGCGGCGUCAGUUUCGUUAUCAUCCCAGGCCCAAGAUUACACCAUGGAAAUGUGCACGGGGAAGGUCUGAUGUAUUAUGCUCGCGCAGUUCAGGAUAUUUUGAAUAUCGGGCUUUAUAUCCAAGUGCAUAUCUGGUUUGGUAUGGUAGAUAUCCCGGAUCUGGAAACUAACAAUGUUGGUGACCUCGCCCCCUUUGCUAGAGCGGAUUAUCUUAUCGUAGGAAACUACUCACCCACCAAGGUGGACUUAUUUGGUACUUGGGAAGCUUGGGACGUUAUCAGAAAAGUAUGUAAAUAUCAUUCGAGACUUUUCGUAGCUUUAUCGAUCCCAAAACACCUUCCGCCCAUGUCUGUACAGACACGAUGGCAUGCUGAACCAGUCCAUAUCCUCACAAUCGCAGGGUCGUCAUUCAUCAAGAACCAGAAAGGGUUUCCCGUUUUGCCCAAGGCGCACCAGGCCAUGAUUGCUCACAUGAUGCGGCUCCGCACCCCACCGUGGAUUAUUCUUUGCGAUGUUGGCCCGAUUCCCGGGCUUGAGGUUGGUCAAUCGGGCUCUGAGACGGAUUCGACCCCCAGAAUCAGCCCCCGAAUCGAAGCUGAGGAAGCCGAUCCUACCCCCGCGGAAGCGCACCGGCAUUUCAGAUCUGGGUCUAAUAAAAAGAAUUUUGACCCAACCCCUCACCUGUCCUAUAUGAGAAAUCUCCAGCAGAAACAGCCUACUCGGACUCCUAUGGAGCGAUUUGGAGUUGGAUAUCAAGAUUAUUUACAGGCUCCACUCCAGCCCCUUACCGUUAACUUGGAAAGCAUAACUUACGAGGUGUUCGAGAAAGAUCCUAUUAAGUACGAAUGGUAUGAGCGUGCAAUUGCCAAGGCUUUGAAAGACUGGGCGGAACAGGGAAAGCCAACUUGCCAUCCAGAAGGCCAUGUGGUGCUUGCUGUAGUUGGUGCUGGACGAGGUCCCUUGGUCACCCGAGCUAUUCGCGCGAGUGUUGAAACUGGCGUGGCCAUUGAAGUUUGGGUUGUGGAGAAAAACCCUAACGCCUUCGUUCUGUUACAACGGCAUAACGAGGGUUUGUGGGGUGGCUGUGUGAACUUGGUGAAAUCAGAUAUGCGCAGUUGGAAAGGCCCGCACCGUUUGGCUCCUGAGUCUGGAGAUUCCGACGAGCCACCCAACAUUAUCCACACGCCAAUAGAUAUAUUAGUUUCAGAGUUACUGGGGUCAUUUGGAGACAACGAACUAUCUCCUGAAUGCUUGGAUGGCGUCACUCACCUGCUCAACCCUGUCCAUGGGAUUUCAAUCCCAGCCUCAUACUCUGCACACCUUUCCCCAAUUUCCUCUCCACGCCUCCAUGCGGACAUAGCCAAUCAAUCAAUCACCAACCCAGCUGCGCCAGAAACACCUUACGUCGUUAUGCUACACGCGUUUGAUUUCCUCUCCACCCUCCAACAGCCUGUAGAACCCAAGAGUGCCAGCGCCAACAAGCCGACAAGCGGGGGAGGAGGAGGAGGAGGAGGAGGAGGCCAGAGUACUCAGGGCGGUGGAAACACCGCGCUGCCGCGCGCCAGUGAAUCCCCAACACCAAUAAUAAAAUCAGCGUGGUCAUUCUCGCACCCCAACAUCAACGCGCCGCCGCCUUCCCCAGUUUCAUCCACAAUCUCCAACGCGCACAACGUCCGACGAACCAGGUUAGCGUUCCCCUGUCGAGAACGGGGCACUUGCCAUGGCCUCGCCGGCUAUUUCGAGACUGUCCUGUAUGAUGAUGUUGAGCUAUCGACGAAUCCAGUGACAAUGGAUGCCAAGAGUGCCGGCAUGAUAAGCUGGUUCCCGAUAUACUUUCCGCUCAAGACCCCCCUCACCGUCCCCGCCAACUCCGAAAUCGUCGUAACCAUGUACCGCCAAACCGACAACCGAAAAGUUUGGUACGAAUGGAUCGUCGAGGUAUUCGCGCGCGAUACAUCGUCGCCGCUACCAGCAGCGACAACCAGCAGCGCAUCGUCGCAGCCGCAGCAACCUUCCCCUUCCCCUUCCACUUCCUCUUCCUUACCACUACCAUCACCAUCACCAACGUCGCCGCCAGCCAGAGCUGAGAAAGGCACCGAUGUCGACAAGGACAAAGCGGCCGGGGACUUCAGGAGAGUGCGUGUCGCGAUGAGUGAGCUGCAUUCUAGUAUCAAGGAUGGGUGCUUGAUGUAA